AUGGCGCGCGUCUACGCAGAUGUCAAUCAGAAUAUGCCCCGCAGCUAUUGGGACUAUGACAGCGUCAACAUCAGCUGGGGGGUCUUGGAGAAUUACGAGGUCGUUAGAAAGAUUGGCCGCGGCAAAUAUUCCGAAGUCUUCGAGGGCAUCAAUGUUGUCAACUAUCAGAAAUGCGUUGUCAAGGUUCUCAAGCCUGUGAAGAAGAAGAAGAUUAAGCGCGAGAUCAAGAUCCUACAGAAUUUGGCUGGGGGUCCCAAUGUCGUGGCUCUACUGGACGUCGUUAGAGAUUCGCAGAGUAAGACGCCUUCUCUAAUUUUCGAAUAUGUCAACAAUAUCGAUUUUCGCAGCCUCUAUCCCAAAUUCAACGAUCUCGAUGUGCGGUUCUACAUUCACGAGCUGUUGAAAGCUCUGGACUUUUGUCACAGCAAGGGAAUCAUGCACAGAGACGUCAAGCCUCAUAACGUCAUGAUCGAUCAUGAAAACAGAAAGUUGCGUCUCAUUGACUGGGGUUUGGCUGAAUUCUAUCAUCCUGGAACUGAGUACAAUGUUCGCGUUGCCUCACGUUAUUUUAAAGGCCCAGAGUUGUUGGUGGAUUUCCAGGAGUACGACUACAGUCUGGACAUGUGGAGUUUGGGAGCCAUGUUCGCCUCCAUGAUUUUCCGCAAAGAACCCUUCUUCCACGGUAAUAGUAAUUCCGACCAGCUGGUAAAGAUUGCUAAGGUUCUCGGAACCGACGAGCUCUUUGACUACCUUGACAAGUACGAGAUUGAGCUGGAUUCGCAGUACGAUGACAUCCUUGGCCGCUUCCAGAAGAAGCCCUGGCACAGCUUCGUAACGUCCGAGAACCAGCGUUUUGUCUCUAACGAAGCCAUCGACUUCCUCGAUAAGCUGUUGCGAUAUGACCAUCAAGAACGUCUCACCGCCAAGGAAGCCCAGGCUCAUCCUUACUUUGAUCCUGUCCGAGAUCCUGAGGUUUUCAAGCAAAACUUGGCGAACCCCAGUUCCAACGGCACAUACAAAUCUUGA
This is a messenger RNA of Pochonia chlamydosporia 170, 1026 nucleotides long. Its product is annotated as casein kinase II. Lineage: Eukaryota; Fungi; Ascomycota; Sordariomycetes; Hypocreales; Clavicipitaceae. Gene Ontology annotation, molecular function: protein serine/threonine kinase activity; ATP binding. The record is from RefSeq and is a predicted model, not a curated record. The transcript is spliced from 6 exons. Gene Ontology annotation, cellular component: nucleus; cytosol; protein kinase CK2 complex. The coding region runs from base 1 to 1026 and encodes 341 amino acids. Gene Ontology annotation, biological process: DNA damage response; regulation of transcription by RNA polymerase I; regulation of transcription by RNA polymerase III.